AGAGGGUUUCUCUCCUCCGUGGUGGUAAGAUCUAUCAGGACCGAGCGAAGGGACGUAGCUGCUGUUGGAAAGAAGAUACGAAUUAAAAUACAAAGAAAAGCCUCGCUUUUUUUUCGCUUUACCGCUGGAUACCUAACUCGCCCUGGGGUUGGAUUAAUUUGAGCCCCACUUUUUUUAGUUUUUUCUUUUUAAUUUGGCUCCAGAGCUCAGCGCCACUCGAAGACAAUGGGAUCCCAGUCAUCCAAGGGAGAGGUGGCGGCGGAGGCGAGCGCCGCCGAUGCCGCGGCCGUGAAGACCAACGGACAGGAGAACGGACAUGUAAAAACCAACGGAGAUGUCUCCACAAAGCCUGACGGAGAUGCUGCUGCAACCAAUGGCUCAGCCGAGGCAGCCAAGGAGCCCGAAGCCGGGGCGGGGGGCGACGCCAUUGAGCCCGCACCUGCCGCUGACGGAGAGGCUGCCAAGCCUCCGGGUGAGGCUGCUGCGAAGGAAACCCCCAAGAAGAAGAAGAAGAAGUUCUCCCUGAAGAAGACCUUCAACUUCAAGCUCAACCUGAAGAAGAGCAAGAAGAGUGACGCCGUGAAGGAGGAGGCUGCCGAGACUGCCGCCACCCCCUCUGAGGAGAAACCAGCAGAGAACGGCGCUGCCGCUCCAGCAGAGGAGAAGAAGGAGGAGGAGGUGAAGGAGGAGGCUGCUGCUGCAGCUGAGGCUCCCAAGGCGGAGGAGGGGGCCGUCAAGGAGGAGGCACCCAAGGAGGAGGCCAAGGAGGCAGCUGCUCCAGCCCCCGAGGCCACCAAACCAACAGAGGAGAGCAACUCGACCCCCGCUCCCUCUGAAAAGAAGGAGUGAUUGUACGGUCAGCUCGCAAACAACUGUGGAGAACUGUUUUUCAAGAGAGAGAGAGAAAAUAGAGAGUAUAUAUAUAUAUUUAUAUAUAUAUGUGUAUAUGUAUACAUAUGUAUAUGGAUAUAUGUAUAUGUAAAUAUAUACACAUGUAUGUGAAAGACUCCUUUGACGUGCCACUUUUCGUCAUAACAAGACGGCAGACUAGAUUCACUAGAUCACUUCCCUGGGUACUGCUCCACAUCUGGACUGAGGUUUAGGCAGCGAGUGGAUUUGACCGGCCAGAAGGCCCAACUACUGACACCUUGAAGUGGAGCUGGGCGGAGGACGGGUGGAGCUAAGGCACGUUUUCCCUAAAACGUCGUGCGGAGGAAGACGCCUCCUUGCUGAUGGACUGAGGCUGGAUGAGACUGGGACGCCACCACCACUUGAAAUGACUGUUCAUAGAAAAAAAAAACCAAGAACAUUAAAUCAAAAUUAAGAGACUCGUCAACUUUUUACAUUCCUAUAUUUUAACCCAAAUUUGAAGUAUUUUGUGGUGUAUUAUAGA
This is a messenger RNA of Nematolebias whitei (Rio pearlfish), 1393 nucleotides long. RefSeq names its product MARCKS-like 1b (gene marcksl1b). Gene Ontology annotation, cellular component: plasma membrane; cytoplasm. The coding region runs from base 226 to 849 and encodes 207 amino acids. The transcript has 2 exons. Gene Ontology annotation, molecular function: calmodulin binding; actin filament binding. The record is from RefSeq and is a predicted model, not a curated record. Lineage: Eukaryota; Metazoa; Chordata; Actinopteri; Cyprinodontiformes; Rivulidae. Gene Ontology annotation, biological process: central nervous system development; actin filament organization.